AUGUGGAUUGCAUCUUCCUCAGAGCUUGAUGGAUGUAAGUCCUUUGUUCAGUCUGGAAUCGGUUUGAAUCAAAUUUCAGAAACUGAAUUGUCAGAAUCUCUCAAUAGAGUUUCUUUCAUGGAGAACAAAAUAACACGGUUGCCUGAUUGCGCAAUACGAUGCCCAAAGGUAUCAAGUCUACUUCUACGAGGUAAUCUUCCUCUUGAGAUAGUUCCAGAAGGAUUCCUGCUUGGAUUUCCAGCACUUAGAGUCUUGAAUCUGAGUGAAACUCGCAUCCAUACACUACCUCUUUCAGUUAUCCAACUGCAUAAACUCGAGGCUCUUCUGUUACGAACAUGUCAGAACCUCAAAGAAUUACCCCCACUUGGAAGACUUCAUAGGUUACAAGUUCUCGAUUGCUCUUCCACUAAUCUUGAGGCAUUGCCAGAAGGAAUGGAAAAUUUAACCGAUCUAAGGCUGUUAGAUUUAUCAGAAACUCACCACUUGAGACAUAUUCCAAAUGGAAUUAUAUCCCAGUCGUCCCGUUUAGAAACUAUAGACAUGACAAAUAGUUUCUACAUGUGGGGUGGGAAGAGACCAAGGGAAGAAUUGGAAACAGCACAAAUUGAUGAGCUAGGAUGCCUUGCUCUAUACAUUAACCUGAACAGCUCGUAUCUCACCUUUGAAGAUCUUUCUUGGAUAAAAAGAUUAAAAAGAUUCCAUUUUGUCAUUGAUUACCAUGGUGAGUUUCUACCAGCAAGAGAAAGUGGUGAUGACCGAUUUGACCUCUUACCUAAUCUUCAGGAACUAGUUCUCCUUGAAGUGUGGUUAAAAUAUCUUGUCUCUUCUAGUGGGACUUUGAAAAAUCUAGAAGAAGUCACCGUUAGCUCUUGCCGGGAGUUUGCAGAGCUCUUUGAGAAUGCUAGUUCAAGCCAGUCUUCUGAGGACCUUCCUGAGCAUGCUACUUCAAGCCAGACAUUGGUCCCAAGUUGCAUUGUUCCAAACCUACGGACAAUGAAAUUGAAAAAUCUUCCCGAAAUAAUAACCCUAUGCGGACAACACCAGUCAUGGCAGCAUCUAGAGAUACUUGAAGUGAUCAAUUGCAAUCAAAUCAAGAAGUUGCCAUUCACUACCCAAAAUGCAAAUGCCAUAAAAGAAAUAAGAGGUGAAUUGCAAUGGUGGAACGAUUUGCAGUGGGACGACAAAGAUACAAAAUAA
Messenger RNA from Camellia sinensis, 1197 nucleotides. Lineage: Eukaryota; Viridiplantae; Streptophyta; Magnoliopsida; Ericales; Theaceae. The record is from RefSeq and is a predicted model, not a curated record.